Linum tenue is the source of this 1052-nucleotide messenger RNA. Lineage: Eukaryota; Viridiplantae; Streptophyta; Magnoliopsida; Malpighiales; Linaceae. The record is from the annotation of a GenBank genome assembly.
UAUUAUUUGAAUAACAAAUAAAUUUCCACGUCGGCUCUCCCGCUUCCAGAACUAUCACUCUUUCUCAGUUCUCCAUCCAGUUCCGCUCCAUUCCCGGAAUCGAGUGAAAAGAAAUCUGUUCGCAGUCACCAGGGGAUAAUUGAACGGAGAAAUCCGAAUUUUCCGGCGGAGAGAUGGAAUUGAUUUCACUUCACAAUGUGCGAGUCUCAUCGGCAAUCUCAAUCCCGCCGAUCACUCUGUCGAACCGCAACUUCUCGUUCCCGUUUUCGACUUGGGCAUGUCCUUCGCGUGGAAAUCGAAGGAAGCUCUGCGCGGUAGUUAUGGCCAAGAAAAGCAGAAAGCUGCCGACACAGCAGGAACCAGUCCCCAAGCCAACCAUAGCCGAAGAGGUGCCCUCAGCUGACAACGACGACGAGGAAGAAGAUCAGCUACUCUUCGAUGAGUAUGAGCUCGACGACGAGGCGUUGCUAGAGGACGUUGAGGAUGAAGGUGAUUUCGAAGAUGAGUAUGUAGAAGAAGAAGAAGCGCUACUCCAAGUUGGGGAUGGGGCUGGUGGGGGUGGAAUAGCCCUAGCUGGGACGUGGUGGGACAAGGAAGCAUUAGCAAUAGCUGAGCAGGUUUGUCUGUCGUUUGAAGGGGAAUUGGGGAUGUAUGCUUUCAGGACACUACCAAAUUCCACCAUCCAAGUCCGAAUCGAGAGGCUUACUAACAAGUCUGGUUCCCCCACAAUGGAAGAUGUUGAAGCGUUCUGUAAAACCUAUAGAGCACGACUAGAUGAAGCAGAACUUGCCAAGGCCAUACCAGAAAAUACUGCUCUUGAGGUAUCAUCUCCUGGUGUUGAAAGAGUGGUUCGGAUACCUGAAGACCUUGAUCGAUUCAAGGACCGAUCUUUGUAUGUAAAGUAUGUCAGUCAGGCAGUAGAAACUGAUAAUGCCUCAGAAAGCGAUGGCAUCUUCAAGCUUGUUUCAUUUGACGUGGAAAUGAAAAGUUGCACCUGGGGUGUCGCAGAUGCCGCUAUUUUGUUAGGCAGUUGCUGCUUCGGUGAUCAAUGA